Molecule: messenger RNA, 711 nt
Organism: Suillus subalutaceus
Lineage: Eukaryota; Fungi; Basidiomycota; Agaricomycetes; Boletales; Suillaceae
Exons: 2
Coding region: 1-711 (236 amino acids)
Source: RefSeq, a predicted model, not a curated record
AUGUGGACUUGGCAAAGAAAUCUGGCAAGUGAACUCGGAGUACGUUUGCCUGCAAAACAGAUCUACCCAGACCUCCUCGCAGAUCAAAUUGGUGAACCCAACCUCACGACUCAUAUUCAGCAAUUUCUACAUGACCAGCUCCAUCGUUCUGACUCCAACUCAGAAGCCUCCGCUGACUCGUCCAGUUCCCUUCCUGAGCUAUAUGAAAAAAUCACUCUGUAUACAUCAGCUGUUGCCACCUUCUUCGCUCCAAGUGACAUCUCAGGCAUCGGUGGUAUGCACUACGAGCGUAUUCGUGCUGUGGAUACCUGGAGGAACGGCCCUGGUCGAUAUGACUGUGCUUUCAUCAGUACUGAUCCCACUGCUGAGGGCAUGAGCGGCUUUGAUAUUGCUCAAGUAAGGCUUUUCUUUUCAUUUAAACAUGAUGGUGUAUAUUACCCUUGUGCAUUUGUGCAUUGGUUCAAACGGGUGCACGACUCACGAGAUGAGAACACAGGAAUGUGGGUAGUAGAGCCUGAAACCCUCGAGGAUGGGACACGCUUUGCCUCCGUCAUUCACCUUGACUGCAUUUUUUGUGCAGCACACCUUAUGCCUGUAUUUGGGUAUGAAUUUGUACCUACUUAUCUCUCUUACACGCAGACCCUUAAUGCUUUCCGCACUUACUAUGUAAACAAAUACACUGACCACCAAGCAUUUGAGAUUGCUUGGUGA